UUUUCACGAUCGACACGACAUUGCUAAUCGUAAUAACAAUGGACACAGGAGCGGUUGUCCACUUGCGCGUAUAGAUUAGUACAUUUAGUGAAACGCGAAAGCCAUAAUGCUCAAAAUAUUAUUCGCUUUUGUUCUUGUAUUCUUCAGUCAUUUUUGUGCUAGUCAAUUACGAAAUGUCCGUUUGGUGAACCAUGCUGGGUAUCUGAUAAGCGUGGUGCAGGCGACGGUAUCAGUGCUCGAGGAGAGGGGAUGGUGCAAUUUGAAAAUACCAGAUAUAGAGCAAAACAUCAACGAAACAAUCUACGAUCGGGAAUCAUUGGGCACUGUCACUUACAAGAAUGGCUUCGUGGUUUCCAUUCAACAUGUUGACAUACAGCAGUCCACAGUUCAGCAGGUUUGGAGCAGGACCAAUCAGGGCCAAGUGGACGUUCAAGGCAGGUUUAGGAUGCACAACGUGGUGAUUGGAUUCGACGUCCUGGCGAAUAUUAAUGCAGAAGAAUAUCGGUACACUGGGACGUUUACGCAUCCUCUGGUGAACUUUGAGUUUUCUAUAGUAAGGGAUCUUAAUGUAUACACAACAAAUGCGAGCGUCAGAGCCGUUAUACCAAACCCACCCAACGCUAACAUGGUGAACUUCGCUCCAAGAGACAAUAUCACAGAUGUUUUAAACGCAAUGUACGUGAGGACUAGUACCAUUCCGGGGAUGGUGGCUUGGGGCCCGGAUGUGUUCACACCGAUCGUGAAUGACAUAGUCAACAACAAGAUCGAGUUUGCAACUGUUUGCUACAACUGUGUUGUUACGCCAUAAGAAAAUAAAUAUUUUAAUGCAAAUUCAUAUUGGGAAUUAUUUUCGAGGUUUUGUUUUUUAUAAAAUAAAAUUGUAGUGAAUGAA
Messenger RNA from Manduca sexta (tobacco hornworm), 892 nucleotides. RefSeq lists its product as uncharacterized. The coding region runs from base 107 to 808 and encodes 233 amino acids. The transcript has 5 exons. The record is from RefSeq and is a predicted model, not a curated record. NCBI's taxonomy places the organism in Eukaryota, Metazoa, Arthropoda, Insecta, Lepidoptera, Sphingidae.